Molecule: messenger RNA, 495 nt
Organism: Ambispora gerdemannii
Lineage: Eukaryota; Fungi; Glomeromycota; Glomeromycetes; Archaeosporales; Ambisporaceae
Source: the annotation of a GenBank genome assembly
AUGUCAUCAAAGGCAACACCUCCAUUUUGGGAGCAACCACAACAUCAAUUAGGUUCUCCGCCACCACAAUAUUCAUCAGUACAACCGCCAUCGUCAAAUUUGGGACCGCCACCAGGUCCACCACCGGAAGAUUUGGGUCCACCUCCUGGGCCUCCACCUGCAGCGACAUAUUUAAAUCAACAAUACGUUGGUCAACCACCAAUGAGCCAAAUGAGCCAAUCUACCCAAAACGAAACAGGACAAACAAUAGUACAUGUUUUCUCACCACCUCAACCAUCUUUGCCCGUUUCUGGUCCACCUGAUUACUGUAAUCAAUGUGGACACAUCUCGAAUCCUAUCAACGAAAGUCAUAUGAACGAUCAAGGUAUGAUCUGGGCAAUUGUUCUAUGCUGCUUUUUCUUUCCGUUGGCGUGGGUUCCAUGUGUUAUGGAUGAAUUCAAAACAUAUACGCGGAAGUGUCCGCAUUGUCGGAGUAAUUUGGUUCAUGCUCAUUAG